CUGCAAUGACUUCUAAAACAAACCAGGACCCAAAAGCCUUUGUGGCUAUCAAGAAAAGGUCCAGAGUUCCCGGGGUAAUGAUCACUCAGUAUGUUGAGGAACUGCCUGCAGGAAAGACAACACCUGACUUCACUCGGAAACCAAUGUCUGUGACUGCUCAAGAGGGUAAAAAAGGAUUUUUCAAAGCUAUGGUUAGUGGAGAGCCUGCACCAACUGUAACAUGGGGGCGUAAUAUGGGCGAGGUUGAUGACCCACAAAUAUACAAGGCAAGAUACGAUGAAAGAGCUCAAGAGCACAUUCUUGAGAUACUCAAGAUAAAACCAGAUCAAGCCGACACCUACAAAUGCUUCGCCACCAAUGAGUAUGGAAUGGCUGUCUGCACUGCAGCUCUUAAGGUUAUUGAAGUUGGCCUUAAGAAGAAAGCCCAGGCAGCAAAUGCAAAUGAACCACCACAAGAUUUCAGAAAAAUGCUUAAGAAAACUGUUGUUGUCACCAGAAAAAAAAAACUGCCACCAAAAAAAGAUGGCGAAAUUGAUCCUAAGCUCUUGGAACUGCUUAUCAAUGCACCAAAGAAGGACUAUGAAAAAAUUUGUGCAGACUUUGGUGUUUUUGACUUUCGCUGGUUGCUGAAGAGACUCAACCAGUUGAAAAAGGAAAGGGCAGAUGAGCAGGCAAAGGUUGUAGAGCAACUGGAAAAUGUGAAACAAAUAGAAGUAAAACCCAAUGGGAGAGCGGAAUUUAGCCUUGACAUGAAACUACAGGAUCCCAACAGUGCCAUUAACCUAUACAAGGAUGGGGAACCUGUUCCUUAUGGUGAUGAUGAAAAUUCAAAGCAUAGCCUUAAGAAAACAGGGACAAAGUAUGUUUUCAGCAUCAAAGAUCCUCAGCCAGAAGAUGCUGGAUUUUACCAGCUUGAUGUUGAAGAAGCAAAUGUCCUUGCAACUGACUUCCAAGUGCCUGAUGUGGAUUUCAUAGCCAAGAUUAAGGAUGUGAAGGCCUUUGAAAGUGAGGACGCCAUCUUUCAAUGCGUCUUAUCAUCACCUCUCAACAGAAUUACCUGGUCAAAAGAGGAUUCUUCACUUGAACAUGGGGACAAAUAUGAGAUCACUGUCUCAGAGGACAAGCUAAUUCACACAUUGAGAGUUAAAGACUGUAAAAUGGCAGAUGAUGGGGCAUAUUAUGCCAUUGCUGGAAUAACAACUAGCAGUGCCUCUCUCAAAGUGGAAGCUGAUCCAAAUGGUAAAGGCCGCAAGGGCACCCAAACUGGGAAUCAAGAUGACCUGAUUAAACUAGCAUUGGAACAGCAGGCCAAGCUACAAAAACAGAAAGACGCCUUGGAGGCAGCCAGACGAGCACAGUCUGAAAAGGAUGCUGCAGAUGCGGGAGAUGGAAGAGAUGGUUCUGGUGAUGGGACUGGUGGCAAGACUGAUGGAGACGAGGGUGAUGGAGACGGCACGCAUAAGAACCUCCUGACAGAUGGAGAUGAUGGAAAUAAAAGAGAUGAUGCAAAUGAUAAGAAAAAUAAGCGAGUACGAACUGGCCCUUUGGUUCCUGACACAGUUAUAGAUUGUGGUGUUCAGUUUGUCAGUGGGCUGUCAGAUACUGUUGCUAAUGUUGGUGAACGGGCAGAGCUGUCUUGCAAACUAAGCAGUGAGACCUCUGAGGGACGUUGGUAUAAAGAUGGGAAGCUGCUAACCAAUGAGGAUGGUGUAACAAUUAUCAAAGAUGGAGCCUGUCACAGGUUGAUAAUUGAUUGCUGUAAAAAAGAUGAUGCAGCUGUGUACCGCUUUGAAGCUGAAGGCCGUAAAUCAGAAGCAACACUUCAUAUUCAAGAUCCACCAAAAAUUGACGCUGAUGCACUAGGAAAAUUCACAAAGCCAGUCAUUAUAAAGGCAGGUGAAAAUGCCGAAUGGAAGCUGCCAUUCUCAGGUGGGGCACCGAUGAAUAUACAGUGGUACAAGGAUGAUGACGAGCUUUUGCCCGCUCUCAACGUGAAGAUUGAAACAUCAGCUACUGAAAGCAAACUACGCCUUGUUAAGUGUCAAAGGAAAGAUGGUGGAGAGGUCAAAAUAAAAAUAAAAAAUGAAUUUGGUACAACUGAGGCAAUUUCCAAACUUAUCGUACUGGACAAACCCACACCACCACAAGGACCUGUGGACAUAAUAGAAAGUGCUGUAACAUCUGUUGAGUUCAAAUGGAAACCACCAAAAGACGAUGGUGGAUGCCCGGUCACAAACUAUAUCAUAGACCGCCAACAAGUUGGGCGCAAUAAAUGGUCAAAUCUCGGUGAGAUCCCUGGCAACAACCCAAGUUACAAAGAUUCAGAUGUGAACCCUGGAAGGAGAUACUGCUACAGGAUCAGAGCCAAGAACUCAGAAGGCAUCAGUGACUACCUGCAGUCAGAGGACAUACCAGCUGGUGUAUUACGUUAUCCUGGAUCCCCAACAGCACCAAAAGUGGUCAGUGCCUUUAAAGACUGCAUCAAUCUGACAUGGUGUCCUCCAUGUGACACUGGAGGAACCAAAAUAGUGGGAUACAAUUUAGAAAAGAACAAGAAAGGCACAAAUUACUGGAGCCUUGUAAACCAAGGAGGGCCUAUUACAGAUAUAAAGUUUGCAGUGAAAGAUGUUAUUGAAGGGGCAGCGUAUGAAUUUAGGGUGUCUGCUAUCAACCUAUCUGGUGCUGGACACCCUAGUCUUCCAUGUGACACAGUAAACGCAAGAGAUCCAAUGAAACCCCCAGGCAAAGUCACAGACCUAAAGUUAACAUCCUCCAAUUACACCACAUUUUCACUGGCUUGGACGAAACCGAAAGAAAUUAAAGGAGUAGAGGAUGAAGCCCAAGGCUACUACGUAGAGAUCAGAUCAAUAGAAAACCUUGAAUGGACCCGUUGUAAUGCCAUCCCAAUUACUCUAACAUCCUACAACGUGCAUGGCUUAAAGGCAAUGGCCAGCUACUGGGCGAGAGUAAUUGCCACUAAUUAUGGAGGUGACGGAGAACCUCAUGGCUUUGACAAUUACAUAAUUGCCAUGCCUCCUCCUGUAAAGCCAAAGUUUAAAGACCGCAAAAUGAAGACCUUUGUGGUGGUAAGAUCUGGAAACACAGUCCGUCUGAACAUCAACUUUGAGGCCUCCCCAGUGCCACAAAUCUCUUGGAUAAAAGACGGUAUUCCAGUGCCCAAACACGUAACUAUUACCAACUCUGAUAAAGGCUCUCAACUGCUAAUCCCCACAUCUGAGCGGUCCGACAGUGGCAUCUACACCAUUACUGUCAAGAACAUUGUCGGCCAGGCGAGCAUCAAUGUUGAAAUCAGAGUUACAGAUGAUCCCAAGCCUCCAGGUCCAGUGGAGCUGGAACAGAACAUCCCAGGAACAGUGACUCUGUCCUGGACUCCCUCUCCAGAUGAGAAGAGAGAUGACAGACUACACUACAUGGUAUCAAAGCGGGACUCUUUCAAACAUACUUGGAGGACAGUGGCAGACAACCUCUUCAACAAUAAGUUCACCGUUAUCAAUAUUUUGCCCGGACGGGAGUAUAACUUUAGGGUAUUUGCUAAAAAUGACAUGGGUCCUUCACCACCUUCUGAAUCACCUGUGUUUGGAACCAAAAAGGAAAAAGGAAAGUUCAAAGUAAACAUGCCAGAGACAAAAUCCUAUGAUUUUCAGUCACCUCCAUCAUUUAUCGUUCCUCUGAAGAGGCGCACAGCUCCACAAGGUUACGAGUGCUACAUAAGCUGCGCGGUAAAGGGUGAUCCAGCUCCACGUGUGACAUGGUACCGUAACAACAUCAGCCUGAACACAAACACCAAUUACCUCAUCACCAAUGUAUGUGGAGUCUGCUCCUUGCUCAUACUAAGAGUGGGACCCACAGAUGAUGGGGAAUACAAAGUCGUCAUUGAGAACAAACUGGGGACAUCCGAAUCCUCAAUGACACUGAAUGUCAGAGAGUGAAGAGCUGCAGCUGCUGGACAGAAGCUGAACUAACAGAUUUCCUACUGUGUUUUAAAUUAAUUAC
This is a messenger RNA of Sander lucioperca (pikeperch), 4014 nucleotides long. Its product is annotated as immunoglobulin-like and fibronectin type III domain-containing protein 1. The transcript is spliced from 24 exons. Bases 6 to 3950 code for a protein of 1314 amino acids. The record is from RefSeq and is a predicted model, not a curated record. NCBI's taxonomy places the organism in Eukaryota, Metazoa, Chordata, Actinopteri, Perciformes, Percidae. Gene Ontology annotation, molecular function: protein binding.